Messenger RNA from Triticum aestivum (bread wheat), 1828 nucleotides. RefSeq names its product F-box/FBD/LRR-repeat protein At1g13570. Bases 163 to 1620 code for a protein of 485 amino acids. The record is from RefSeq and is a predicted model, not a curated record. Gene Ontology annotation, molecular function: protein binding. Lineage: Eukaryota; Viridiplantae; Streptophyta; Magnoliopsida; Poales; Poaceae. The transcript is spliced from 5 exons.
CUCUCGGUUUGUGGUACACAGCGCUGGCCGCUGGUUGCUGUUACAGGGAAAGCGGCAGACUGGAGCAGCAACAGCGAUGUGGCCGGAGCCGGCGAAGACGAAGCAGCCCCUGCUCCUCCUCCUCCUCCUCCUCCUCCUCCUCCUCUAGAUCAGGAACAGCCCAUGGAAGAGGCCGCGGUGGCGGGCAAGCUGAGUAGGUUGGAGCUCCAGCGCGGCGCCGCCGACGCGCCGUCCUUCCGGAUGGAGGACCUGCCCGUGGAGGUUCAACCUGUUAUAAUGUCACUGCUGCCACUGGAAGAGGCCGUGAGGACAAGCAUUGUUUCAAGAAGUUGGAAAAUGCUCUGGAGAUUCCACCGCGACCUAUGUUUUGAUGAUCCCAGUGAUCCCGAUUCUGACACCGAUGACGAGUUCGCUGCUCAGGAUAGUACCAAAAUAAAGCAAGCAAAGUUCAUUGAGACUGUAGAUUCGGUUAUUCAACAACAUAGUGGGAUAGGAGUCAACAAGUUCAGCAUCAGGUGUGGCCUGCACAAAGAAGACUCUGAUCAUCUUGACAGGUGGAUUUCCUUUGCCACUUCAUCAAAGGCGAAGAUAAUACAUUUUGAUCUGCUAAUAAUUGAUGGUCCAUUAUAUGGAGUUCACCACUUCCCUCUUGAGGCCUUAGAUGCUCAAGAUAGCUCAUUUGUGCAGUCAUUGUUUCUCGCUGCUGUUUCUAUAAAGCCACACUCAGGAAUAUGUGGCUUUACAAUACUCAGAAAUCUUGUUCUGAAAUCUGUUCAGAUAUUUGGGGAUUUUCCUGGCUUGCUUGCAAAGUGUUCAGCACUUGAGGACUUGCAGACCAUCGGCUGCUCUCGUGUUACUAGUUUAAGCGUACCACACAAACUCGAUAAACUUCAACAUUUGCUAAUUGAUAGUACAAGGGAUAUCAAGACGGUUGAGUUUCAUGCUGUUGAUCUUGCUCAUUUUGAGUACAGAGGGGAAGUGAUCUCUAUAGUGCUUCAUGGUUGCUCAAAAUUAGAGAAGGCAACAAUAAUGUUUAUGGCCCCUAAAGCAGUGACCCACACAUUCACUGCAGUUCCAAGCAUUUUGCCAGUAAAGAUAUUACAUAUGCAAGCUGUUAUAUCAAAAUAUCCACAGUUGCAGAAGCUGCCAGCAAGACCACAGGGCAUGUUUAUGCAUUUGAGGCAUAUGACUUGCCAACUAAGUGUAAAUUGUAGAGAAGCAAAUUACGAUAAUGAAGUUCUUCAACUGGCCCAUUGUCUGGAUGCUGCACCCGGACUGGAGACAUUGCACUUGCAUAUGUUUUAUAUGAUAUCCAGUGGUGUCUCCAGUGCUGAGGUGGCGGGUAUGCGCCAUGAUCAUCUCAAGACGGUCUUCAUGAGCGGAUUUCGCUGUUACAAGGCUCAGAUUGAGCUGGCGUGUUGUAUCUUGGGAAAUGCUUGUGUUCUUGAGCAGCUGACGAUAGAACCAAAGGUCACAAACACAAUAUGGGCGGGUAAUUAUUAUGCGUGGAAUAAAGGCCUCAAAAGAAUUUUACCGAGGGUCUGUGAGUGGGCACAGAUCACCUCGGAGCGCUUCAGUAAGGUGAUCACCGUGUUAGGUGCGCCCCUUCACAGUGAGUAAACUAUCCUUUCCCAUAUAUGUACUACGUGCUAUUGAAUAAUCUUUGGUAGGCAGUCUUGAGCAUUUCAGUGUAACUGGGAGAAGUUUAUUCGUUCAUGUAAUGCUUCUGUAGUGACUGUUUGGUUACUAUUUGUGUGUCCCUCUUAUCUUAGGGAGAAAAAAGAACAAUUUAUCUAUGUGUGUCCAAUGCAUGUAUUCCUUUCCGACC